Molecule: messenger RNA, 834 nt
Organism: Cavenderia fasciculata
Lineage: Eukaryota; Evosea; Eumycetozoa; Acytosteliales; Cavenderiaceae
Exons: 2
Coding region: 1-834 (277 amino acids)
Source: RefSeq, a predicted model, not a curated record
AUGUCAAAUUUAAUAGUAUUAGUAGCUGUUUUGAUGCUUUUAUUGUUUUAUAUUACUCCCGUUCAUUGCCAAUAUGGAAGCUUUACAAAAGUUUGGAACACUUCAAAAGGAGGGAAUCCUGUGAAGGGUCAUUCAUACACAUUUUUUCCUUUAACUCCUAUAAUCACAGAUGCAGUGAAUAAUUGUUUGGUUUAUCGAAACGGUUUAGGAGAUGGUACUUUUAAAUCAUAUCUUGCCACUGUCGAUUCAAAACAAGAAUUGGAUUUUAUUAAACUCAGUUGGGAUCCACCUACAUGGGUAUCUGGUAGCGAUAUUAGAGGGAAUGGUCAUUAUUCCUAUUCAACUGGACCACAAACAAAUCAACCAUUAUUUAAUAUGUAUACUGGUCAAUGUUUUGGAUAUUGUCCAUUCAAUGCAGGUGAUCCAUCUUUAACUCCUGUUGGAGAGAAAUAUAUUUACAUGAGAGGAAAUAAUCUUCAGAAUGCUGGUGUUAGAUAUGAUGCUCUAGUAAUGUGUGAAAUACAACCAAUUUCAGAAGUAUAUAUUCCAUCAAUUGGUACAAAUGGAGGAUCAAUAACAAUCAACAAUCUAACACAAUUCUACAUACAAACAAUCAAUAUUACAUUUUCUAAUCAAUCCAAACAACUCUCAAAAUCAUGUCAUAUAACACUCAAGCAAGGAACAUCAGUCACUUGUAUAGUUCCUCUAUCUGGAUUUCAUAAUGUAACUGUCCAAGAUGCUAGUGGAGUCAACUCGACACACUAUUUAUGGAAACCAUAUCCACCAUUUAUCAAAGCUGUGUAUCAAUCAUUCACAACAAAUGGAUUACAUUGA